GUUAAUGUCGCUGGUAGUUGUAACAGUUUAUAACAGCUUGACUUUACUGCUGGGAGGUAACAGGUUAUAACUGGACAGACAUGGAGCAGGUCACAGGAGCUCAGCUGGUCGCUGAGGCUCUCAGAGCUCAGAAUGUGGAGUACAUGUUUGGGAUCGUGGGUGUUCCUGUCAUGGAGGUGGCCAUGGCUGCUCAGGCUGAAGGGAUCAGAUAUGUGGGAAUGCGCAAUGAACAAGCGGCGUGCUAUGCAGCAUCAGCCAUCGGAUACCUGACUGGGAGACCAGGAGCCUGCCUGGUGGUGUCUGGUCCUGGACUCAUUCAUGCUCUGGGAGGAAUGGCCAACGCUAACAUGAACUGCUGGCCGGUGGUUGUUAUUGGAGGCUCAUCUGAUCGGAACCAGGAAACAGCAGGAGCCUUCCAGGAGUUUCCUCAGGUGGAAGCAUGUCGCCUCUAUAGCAAGUUCUCUGCCAGACCCAGCAGCCUGGAGGCCAUCCCCUCAGUCAUAGAGAAGGCAGUCCGAAUCAGCAUGUAUGGCCGUCCAGGUGCUUGUUAUGUGGAUAUAGCAGGAGACAUGGUUAAUGCUACAGUGGACAGAAGCAACAUCAGAGCUGUGUCCUGCUGUCCAGCUCCACCACUGAGUCUAGCUGCUCACAGAGCAGUCAGAGAGGCUGUUUCUGUGCUGAAAGCAGCUAAAAGACCUUUAGUGAUCGUUGGCAAAGGUGCAGCCUAUGGCCGAGCAGAAGAUGCUCUGAGGGAGUUUGUGGAUGUGAGCGGUGUGCCGUUCCUGCCGACCCCGAUGGGGAAAGGCCUCCUCCCUGAUGACCACAGCAGCUGUGUAGCUGCUGCUCGCUCCAGAGCUCUCCUCCAGGCCGACGUGGUGCUCCUCCUUGGAGCCAGGCUCAACUGGAUGUUACAUUUUGGGCUGCCACCUAGAUUCAACCCUGACGUCAAGAUCAUCCAGGUUGAUCUUUGUGCUGAGGAGAUGGGGAACAACGUGACGCCUGCUGUUGCUCUGCUAGGAGACGUUAACGCUAUCGUCACUCAGCUCCUGGACGCCGUCCGUGCAGACGGCUGGAGAUAUCCUUCUGACACAGAGUGGUGGAGCACACUGAAGGACAAAAUUGCUGCUAACGCAAAAAUAUCAAAGGCGCUGGCUCUCCAGGCGACCGUGCCCAUGAACUACUACACCGUGUUUCAUCACGUGGCCCAGCUGCUGCCUCAGGACUGCAUCAUCGUCAGCGAGGGGGCAAACACUAUGGACAUAGGACGCACCAUGCUGAACAACUACCUGCCAAGACACAGGUUGGAUGCUGGAACAUUUGGAACGAUGGGCGUCGGCCUCGGCUUCGCUAUCGCAGCCGCCGCUCUGCAGAGCGGCGAGGAUAAACAGCAGAGGAUCGUCUGCGUGGAGGGAGACAGCGCCUUUGGGUUCUCUGGCAUGGAGGUUGAAACUAUGUGCAGGUAUAACCUACCUGUGGUCAUCAUCGUGGUCAAUAAUAACGGCAUUUACAGCGGAGUAGAUCCUGAGACGUGGAAAGAAAUGGCAAAAAUGGGAGAUCUGACCUCUAUAGCUCCUCCUGUGACGCUGCUCCCUGAGGCGCGUUAUGAUGAGGUCAUGGCAGCGUUCGGAGGCCGAGGGUUCCUGGUGAGGACGGUGGAGGAGCUGCGUAGCGCUCUGCAGAUCAGCCUGAGUGACUGGGAGAGACCCAGCCUCCUCAACGUGCUCAUCAACCCUUCCUCUGACAGGAAGCAGCAGGAGUUCCCGUGGCUCACUCGCUCCAACUUAUAGACAGGAAGAGGAAUCUGCCUUCUCCGUCCUGAACGUUUCCUCAGGAAACUAAAAUGAGGAAAAUAUAAAGCUGCUUUUUUGUUUUUGUGAUUGUUUCCAUGAAAUAACUGAUUUUUUUUUUUUACAAAUUCUUACUACA
Molecule: messenger RNA, 1926 nt
Organism: Centropristis striata (black sea bass)
Lineage: Eukaryota; Metazoa; Chordata; Actinopteri; Perciformes; Serranidae
Gene: hacl1
Product: 2-hydroxyacyl-CoA lyase 1
Exons: 17
Coding region: 81-1787 (568 amino acids)
Biological process (GO): fatty acid alpha-oxidation
Cellular component (GO): peroxisome
Molecular function (GO): catalytic activity; magnesium ion binding; thiamine pyrophosphate binding
Source: RefSeq, a predicted model, not a curated record